This is a messenger RNA of Sturnus vulgaris (Common starling), 20958 nucleotides long. The record is from RefSeq and is a predicted model, not a curated record. NCBI's taxonomy places the organism in Eukaryota, Metazoa, Chordata, Aves, Passeriformes, Sturnidae.
CAAAUUGGAUCAUCUAGGAAGAAGGAAAUGCACUCUAAGAAAUCUGAAAAAUCUUGAAGAUGUUUUGAAUAGUGACAUAACUUCCUUCCUCCAUUAGGUCACUGGGUGCAGCAGAACUCAAGGUUAUACAGGCCUGAGCUGGUUUGCAUAAAAAUGGACUUAAUACUUGUGUUUAAUGCAGUUUUUUCUUAAAAGACAAGCUUGAAUUUAUAAGGCUUUUUCUAUGUUCACCAUUCCCUUCAAUACAAGUGAAAAAGAAACAUCCAUUGUCUGAGAGCUGAUUUGUGGUUCAUUUUCUCUUGUAAAUUAAGUUUUUUCCUGUAUAAACUGACAAAAAAUUUCAGUCUAAUAGGUGGCAGGUCUCAGGCUCAGUUCCUAGAUACUAAAGUUAAAAUAGCAAGUUUUUAAAACUUGAACUGUAAAUUGCUGAGUGUCCUUUGUGUGCUCUUUGGAAUUAUUGUUGAUUUUAAUAAGUGGAGUCUUGGUAAAGUUUCUCUCACAGUGGCAGCUUGAUCACUGACUUGAAUGGGCACCGAGUAAGCCUGAUGAGUUUUAUCAUUUGUGGCAGUAAAAUAUAAAUAAAAAAUAAAAUAGCGAGAGCCACCUCUCUGCAGAGAGAAUUGCUGUGCUCUCCUCUCUUGCCUCAGAAGAUGAGUAGGAUUUGGGGAGGUUUUGGCAUCUUUCUGAGGCAGGGAGAUAUCUAAGCUUGGGGGUGGAUGAACAAAGCUUGUGUGAUCAAUAGCACUGUGAAACCUGUGCUCUGGCCUAAUUACUCAGUGAAGCACAGUAAAAUACUUUUCACUGGUCAUCAAUUGUAUGCUCGUUGUUUGGGGUUGUGUUUGGUAGGUUUACAUAAUUUUGAUUUAUAUUGGAAUAAACAGAGAAAGCAAAGGUACUUUAUGAGAUUAAAAAGGCUUUUAUCUACAGAAGAUCCUUAGAGUAAAUAGCAAAAUGGUAGUGUUUUGUAGUGCUAGUGUUUCGAGUUAUAUUUAGUCUGUUUUUUAAAUUCAGGAUCUUAACCCUGUGGAUAUAAGGUUUGCAACAUAGAUGUGAGGAAGGAACUGAUUUUUCAUGUUAGAAGAAACUAGAAUUUUUUUUUUACUAACCUAACAAAUUUGAGUCUGAGAUGAACUGCAGAAGGACAAGCAGCCCAUUUUUCUUUUUUUUUUCUUCCAGAGGUUUAUUAGAUGCCUUAGGAUUGAUUUCCAAAUGCAGUAGGUGCUCAAAUAAUGAUUGGAGUGGCCUGGCCUGCCAUAGCUCCUGUGAGACAGUAGUCCAGCCAGUUGAACCCUUGUUACAUCCACUUUGUUAGAAAAUGUUUUCACUUUCAGGUCAUCAUAAAUAAAUAUAUUUGAGUUCUUUAGGGGUAAAAUAUACAUAAAGAAGGCACUGUCCUCUAAAUCAGACUCAUUGUGUGGUAAUUCUUGCACUUAGAAAUCAAGGUGAUCUUUCUUGAAUAGUUGAAAUACACCAUAGUGCUUAUGUCUGUGAAAGCUCAGGUUGGCUGUAGUCUUCUGCAGAAAUUCGAAUUCUGAUUUUGAAUAUGCCUGUAUAGCUUCCAUGUACUUUGUUGUCAAAGGGUUGAGCUAAAUUUGAACGAGACACUUGGCACGUGUCUUUCCAUCCACACACAAGCUUGCACCGUGACAGCAGAAGCACAGGGACUUUUCUGUGUGCCAUGGAAGCAUUUCUGCUCAAUAAAACACCUUUUUUUCUCCUUUCGUGGUCGGUGGCAAAGCCUGGAACUCCUCCUAGGUGCAGCCUAGCUCUGGAAUAGUGUUUAGCUGGGCUCCCAGUACCUGCUCUGUCCCAGCUAGGGACUCAGUUUAAACUUUUAAAUUUUCAGCAAGUUAAAAGGAUCGAUCUCAGCUGCUCGUGCCGGGCGCUAUUUCCAGCCUGCCACGAGAGGGUGCUCCAAUGCCUUCAUUUAUCCAUUGCUAAAAGGUGUUUUCCACUAAGAAAAGUGGGGUGUGUUAUUUAACAUGACUGUGUUAUUACAGUGCAGUGUUUUAAGUAAGCAUUGGGUUAUGAAAGCAGGCAUGAUCCACAUAGCAAAAGGCAGAUAUGGCUGUAUUAAGAUGUAACAAUGCAUGUUUAUUUUGCUUUUGUCAUUAAGAGCUGGGCUGCUUCCCUUUUAGUUGUUUUGUUUCUGUUGGGCCUUAUCCUAAGUUAACUUCGUCUGGCAACAAGGGAAAUUUCUCAACUUGUUUAUGUGCAAGUAUGCAGACAGCUUUCGUGCAUGGAAGGGCAUUAAAUCUGAUACUUUUGCUAGGUAAUCUGAGCACUCAAGUUAAGAGUCACUUCUCAUUGCUUCUGUGCACUUCUCAUCUGUAAAAUUGCAAUAACUCUUGCUUGGUUUAUGGAGCUGUUUAGACUUAAUUUUGGUGUAAACAAACACAGGAAAGCUGUCUGCAGGCUAAAUUAAAUGUUCAGUCAUACACUCUUGUCUCAUCCUGUAGGCUUUGGAGAAAUGUAUUUGUUGUGGCUCUAGCCUGUAUUUCAAAACAUUUGUGGCGUGGUAAUAGGUCCAAGGGAAGAGUAAUGUUUGUGUUAAUUGUUGGACUUGAAAAUGAAGCUCAAAGCACUGCACUUUGCUCAGUGUUAUCUCUCGAAAAUACAUAGAGACCAAAGCUGCAGUGAAUUAACAACAGAGAGAAAACUGUAGAGAAAUGUCUUUGGCUGUUUAGCAAUAGAGCAGUACAAAGGGAAUUGGAGUAAGCAUUCAUGCACUUGGGCUGGUGGCUGGGAAACAGGAUCUCUGCAAAGAGAUCCCAAACCUGGUGUUAAGGGCAUGUAAUUACCAAAAAAUAGAAUCACCUGACACCACAGUGGUGUUAGCCACUGACUGCUGAGCUGUGGGAUAGUUGUUGCACUAAAUUGGGAUGCAUUUGUGUUUUUCUAAGUCACUUAUCAUUCCCUUUAAUACAAGCCAGUGAAAGGCCAUGUUGAAAGAAAGACAUUAAUCAGUCCUAAAACAGACUCCUAGAAAGGAGAUCCGAAAACCUGUUUAAAAUACAACCAAGGCAGGCUUCCUGUCUUGCCCACUGUCAUGCAAAAGCAAAUACCUGACUUCUGUUAUGCUGUAGAUGCCCUUUUAUUCUCCUACAAACUCUCCUAACUUUGAGAUCUUAGGUGCAUUUCAGGCCUUGGCAUCUGGUUUGUUACAUCCCCACAUCUGUUCUUCCUCGCAGAGAAAAAUACUCUUCAUCACAUGGUUACCCCCUGAGCUGCAGGGAGAUGGGCUUGUAAUUUUUGAAACUUAAUAAAAGCUAUUACAAAAACAACAUCUCUGUUUGUUAGUGGAGAAGUAGGCUUUAGUACGUAGAAUUAACUUUUUUUAUACACUGAAGGCUGCAACUCCAAGGAUUGCUCUUGUGCUUUUAGAAAUUAGAUAGUGGCCCUGUGUUGGGAACAAGUGUCAUUCCAUGGGCAAUAAUGUGUGAAAUGAAGGUGUCUGAGGUUUAAGGGGGAAAGUAGAAUUGAAUGUUCAGGAAUUGAUCCUGGUGACUAAGGAGGAAGAGCAAUUUCCUCAGAGUGUUUAGCAUUCUUCCUCAGCUGGUGUCUUAUUUGGAGCCAUAUCUCUUCUGAAAAUGAGACAGGUGAUGCACAAGGUCUUUCUCUCUGACUGUGUGCUCCUAGUUUGUUCACAAAUUCUUUGCUGACAAUGGAUGUCAGCUCUAGGACCAGGAAUACAGAUGUGCAGGAACUGGAGAAAAUAGUUUCACCCUGUGAAGGUGCCAUCUUUAUAUAUAUAUAUAUAGAGAGAGAGAGAGAUACUGGCAUGAGUAAAAAUCCCUGCAGUUAGGAAAACUGCAUUCCAUAGUAGUUAGCUAUUUAAUUUUUUUUCUGCACUGGCAGAGUAGUAAGUUUAUAAAAGGAAGAUUGUUUUGUCACACAGAUAAGGGAGGCAUGAGCACACAAGAUGGUUUAUGCAGCACAUCUCUAGCAGGAAUAUGGAUACAACACCCUUCUACAGGCCCAUGCUCUUUUUUCCAAGUUUGACUAUAGAGACUUUCUAUUAUGCUUUGCCCCAUGACAGGUUUUUUUACCUUUUUCAUGCUUGAACUCAAAGCUAUUUAUUUUAAUCCUACUUCAUUAGUGUGAGUAAGAGUAGGAGGUUUUGUUUAGACAACAUCAGUAGUUGAGACAGUAGUUGUUUUCAGAAUCUUUUAUGACUUUGAUUGAAAAUGUUAUUUAUUAGUUAGAUAGUAUGAGGAUUUUGUAAUGAAAGCUCUGAGCUGCACUUUAUGAAGGAUCACUAAUAACACCAGCUUGAGUUCUGCUCUGCCAUGGCUUCCAGAUAUUUAGGAAAUGACGUUUACUUUGCUUUAGACCUUCUUCAUUGCACAAAUUUAUCCUACUACUCUGUAGAGCUGUCAAAAGAAUAGAAUAUCAAAACUGCAAGACACUCGAUAUAUCAAGUGCUACAAAAAUAUCAUGUGUAGUAUCAAGUCAUAAUAUUAGCAUGCACUGACUGAGAAUGUUGUGUAGGCUGUGAAUUUAAUGUGUCUGAGAAUAGGCAUUUACUGCUGGGUAGAGCAUGGCUAGCAGCAGUGAGGGGAGUCACCCACAAAGCAGGUACAACCUCAGCAAAAGUCUGGGAUUUAAUAAAUCCUCUUGCUCUUCUGUCCUUUAAUUGCUAAUAAAACAUUUCAGCAAAAAUUGUUGAUCUUAUUACCUGAGCAGGGGAGAUGGUUACCUACCAGAGGGUUUAGAAAUAAGUCUUACUAGAAUUCAUAUCCUCAAUGGAAAAACAUUAUUGCCUCUUGUCACAAAUCUAGAAAGCAAUGAUCCAGAUUUAGAAAAACAUCACAGUUUGGGCUGAAGCAUUCAUGCUGCUGUUUCCUGACUGCCUCUUGACUAAAAGAUUAGGCACAUCAGCAGGUGGCAGGUGAGCCUUCUCAGCUUUGUAUGGUAGCCCUAAUGCGACUUUAAAUCUGAAAAAGAAAGUGCCUGUGCACCUCAUUGUGAGGAGGAAUGCCUGGUCCUUGGAGCGUGCUUCCAGAGACAGCUGCACAGCUAGCACAUGUGUCUGCACAGUGCUCCCCACCCCAAAGCUCCAGACAAAAACAGGAGAUGAAUCUCAACAGCUGCACAAGGUUCAGUUUAUGAAUCUUAAUUAGCAUUAGGAGUUGUUUGAGAUGUUUAUUUUCAUAAUUGUCUAGUGAUGAUUGUAAGGGCUAUAUAUCCCAGUUCAGGUAGUCAGGGUAAUGCUAAUGUCUUUAUAGGGGAGGAGUUCUGGUGAUCGGAGCCUGAGUGAGUGCCACAUCCCUCUAAAAAUAAAUAAUUCUCAUAUGGAUCAUAGUGUUUUUCUGUGCCCUACCAGGGCGCUCUUAGUUCUCCUUCCUCUUUUUCUCUACCCAAGUUACACAUGUUUUUGCACAGGCUGAUUUCUGCAGUUAAAUUUUUGCUUUGAGAGGAGCUCUUACAACAUUGGCAAAGCUCCCACUAAAACUGGUUUGAGACCUCCACACCCAGACAUGGUUAUUUUUCCUUACCAAUUUAAAGGAACAACUUGUAUUUUAUGUAUUUGUCUUAGAUUACAGCAGCCACCUUCAUGCACUAAAAAGAAAGCCAAGACUGUCAGUUUCCCUGUUAUUCUAUCUUACCUGUUGUUAUAUAGGACGCCCUACCUUGCUUUAGAAACAGAAUCAUUAGACUCCAUAUAUUUUGAGUCAUUUAGUUUCAACCCUGCUUCUGCAGCACAUAUCUCUUGUGUCUAAAGUGAUUUCCCCUUAACGAGGCCAACAGUAGCAAUAACAGUAGUAUAGUCUGUUAUCAAUAAUCUGCCUGCAGUAUUCACAAUAUAUAAUUUCCAAAAGAUUCACCAGGAGUUUUUGAAAUAGGAGUAGGUUUUGUUUUUGUUUUUUUCCUAUGAUGGGGGAUGGGGGUUGGAAGAGUUUUAAGUUGAUCUAGGAGGUACCUGAUCUUGAAGUAAAGUUUUACAGGAUGUAGCCUACUUGUAUCCUGCUCAUCUGAAUGGCAGCGUGAUAAGGCUGAAUGGAUGGAAACUUGUCAAAAGAGACCAAGAUAUAGUUCUGCCAAUGAAUCUGUUAGUCUAGUUUUGUAGUAAUUAGGAAUUAAGUUCUUACUCUGGCAGUCUUUCACUGCAUUUUCAUUAGACCCAAUUCAGACGUGGAAGUUUUACUGAACAGUCAUGUUUGACGUUGCUGGCAAGAGGACACACCAUCUCAGAUUAGUCAGUCCUUCUGAAGGCUGAUUCCACUUGCUGUAUUUGAUCACAACUAUUUGAUGUUUGCCAUUACUCAGUUUCUGGCGUCAGAACACAAGGUGUGACCCUGUAUGUUUAAUUUACUGAUCUUUUUAGAGGAAAAAAAAAAAUCUUGCUCUAUACAGGUCCCUGCUGGAUGUUCUCCAGGCUCUCAUUUUUUGUGUAUCAGUCAUUGAUUUGGGUGCUAUUCAGAGGCUUUCCCUUUUUGGGACACUAUUCAUGAUGAAAGCACGACCUUAAGGGGUGUUGUUCCCACAGCCUCUCCUGAUGCAUCGUGCUGGAACUUCAUCAUCCUUGCUGGAAGAACUUAGUGUGCUGGGUACUUCCGGGCUUCAGCUCUAUAACCUAUCCAGGUUACUUCUAUGCAGCAGCUCUCUUAUAUUGACUUUUAAGUGCUUCAUGUAGCUUGAAAGUAGCGAGAAGACGGUUUCUGGCAGUGAUGUAGAUGAAUAGGAAACAUGUCAUUAAUUCUAAAGACCCUUCAAAUAUUAAUUAGCUCCUGAUUCUGUAAAGUCCUAAGCUGAAAACCCCUUUUAAACCUCAAGCACAGUAGCUUUCAGUCAGGAGUUAACGGGAUGCUACCUCUGGAUGUUCCAUGGCUUGCCAGGGAGCAGCUCCUGGGCUGAGGAAUGUCUUGUAGUUUGCCUCAAGGGUACUUUUUGCAAAGAGAUUUGCAGGUUAAGUAACACAUCACAGCAGGUUGGAAUUCCAAAAGAGAAAUGCCCUGAAAGGCAGGUUUAGUGCAUCCCUAGAAGCUGGCAGUGACUGACUGUGUUGUAGUAAAUAAAGGGUGUCCAUAAGGAUGAGACAGAGAAUCCCUUGGCUGGAAACAGGAUCUGCAUGGGAUGGUAAAUGUUCUGCUUUCUAACUACUGUACUGAGGAGAGCUAUGGUCAUUUAAAUGUCUUCAAAAUACAGGAUUGCCAUAGGCAACUGCUGUUAAUAGUAGAAAUUAAACUGAAACAUCUCCCAAGCUGCCAAAAGAUUUGGAGUGGCUUUAAUUUCCAGUACCUGGACGAAAGACAGAGAACAGGAUCCCUUUGCUGUAAGAGACUGAGUCAGAGUGAGUACAAGUUCACCAUGAGUUUUGGUUGCUUGAGUAGCUGAUUUGCAGUAGGUUUGUACUUUGAGAGGCUCGAGAGACAAUGUUUUGAGAGGAGCAUAUGAAGGACUGCCUGUUGUCUUGGGAUUUCCAACUUCAAGACAGCACCUGGUGUGCUGGUAUAGCCCAGUAGUGAGCCCUGAUCCCAAAGGAAGCACUUUGUGUGGCUGGUUCUUGCAGGGAUACAAUACAGCCCUGUGUAAUCCAAGCAGUCAGCUGUCUGACAGCCAAUAUAGGCCAGCAACAACUGGGAAUGUUUUUCUGUGGAGUGGGAGGAAGAAGGAAUGAGGUGGAACUCUGUCAAAUUAGAAAAAAAAACUAUCUUAAUUGAACAAGAGAAAGGGACCUUUCUUGGCCUUUCAAACCAGAAGAUGUGGGGAUACAGCAAGCUGACACAGCCAGAGCUUGGUCUCAAUUUCAGUUCAAAAUUAACAUUUCAUAAAACAACACUUCUAAAUGAAGCAGUCUUACAUAGCUCCCUGGAGCCAGCUGUAUGGCACAACUGGCAAAAGUCUUGCCAUGAAACUGCAUGUAGCAAUGUCCUUUUGUCAGAGCCUUUUAUUGGCUCUGUGGAAAAGCAUCUUACUGUGCCCAGUAAAAUCCACACAAACUGAUGUUGUGGAUGGAUGCAAUUUAGGAACUAACCAGUGCUUUCCAGAAUGAGAGGAAACAAGCUGCUGAGUGAGCUGCAAUGUUACACCUCCCACUGGGAAUUUCCAGCCCUUUCCCUCUUCCUUCCUCCGUCAGAAUAUAGAUAGUAAAUACACUAAAUUAAGCACUGGGGGAGGUGGCACCCAAAGGAGCUGUAGCAGAGGCUGAGUGGCCCCAGUUAAAAGUAGCUGACAAUACCCUGGCCAAUCCUCUGUGCAUCCCAGUCAUACCACCCGUACUGGCAGCAGGGGAGAUGUCUCAGACAGCUAUGCUGGUAUGGAGUGGGAGGAAAGCUCCUUAAAUAACCACUAGUGGGUCCUAUUCCCUGAGUGUGUCAACACUUGAGUUGUUGUUUUAUUCUCUAAGCAGGAAAUAUUAGUCAAGUAAUUGUGUGGCAAGCAAGUGACAGAAAUGAAAUAAUGUUUUUUGCUUUUUCUAAUUGCUGGAUCUGUUUUUUAGCACACGGCUGAUACUUUCCUUGUCAUUUUGCAUUUCUAUUCAAAAACCUCCAAGCAGCACAUGAAAACCAGAACAAAAGAGGAAAAGAUCUGGCUAAAAUCAGGGCAGUAGUAUUGUAUUGAACCUCAUCCCUGACAACUCCAAAAGAACACUUGUCUCGGUUUUGGGUUUGGAGUACCUGCAUUUUGAGGGGGCAGGGCAGCAUCCUUCCCCAUCAUUGUUAAUCUUUGCAUGUAGUUAAAUUACAGUUCAUAAUCCAGUCUUGAAAAGCCUUAUUCUUAAUAUACAUUACACUGCCCUCCUCUUCUUAUUCCAGGUGAAGAGCAAAUGUUGUUGUGGUGCCAAAUUAAUAAAAUUGGAUUUCAUUUAAUUAGUACUGUCUCACAGCCCAUUAGAUAAAUCCAAACGACUGUUUUCUUCUUUCAUAUUUCCCCAGCACGAGGGGAUGUUGGCAGUGGUAUAAGAAAGCAAACCAUUAGUGUUCAGGUUAGCAUUGUAAAUUGGCAACAUCUCAGCUCUUUUGGGGAUUUGUCUUUUGACAAAUUGUUGGAUAAAUCUGAAAUUGUAGCUACCUCCCUUAUGAUGUUUGUUUGUAGAGCAGAUUCUGUCCUUGCUAGUCGGAUCUUGCUAACCAAACUGAAGGUUAGUCUAAGCAUUUUCCAUGCAAUUUCUGCUUUUUGAAAUGGCAAUCAUGAACCUAGGCAAAAGAUGUGGCCUAGUGUGUCUGGGGAAUUAAGCCACUCAUUUCCACACUGUUGUACUUUGUUUGCUUUUCUUUACUGCUCUGAAAACAAGUUAGUAGAAAAAAAACAUCAUCUGCAGGAUGUUUUUGCUCUGUUGUCAUCCAGGCACUGUCAAGUUUUCCUCCUCCUGGGUUAUUUCUCCCUAGAGCAAAUGGUACUUUCUUUAACCAGUCUUCUAGUUUCCUUUGUAAAGUAAUUUUUAUCUUUUUUUUUAAGGUGCUCCUCACCUCAGUAUCUGCUGACUUAACCAGACCAUACACUACUAACCACUGCCUGUAGUAUAUAACUUGUUAGAAGACCUCAAUUUUUUUUAGUGAUUAGGGUCUGUAAAUGAAGCAGCUCUCAAACAGGAACAAAGUCUUUUACUCAGCUUUCUAACUUUCCUUAAAUUCAACUAUUUUUUGUUCGGUUUUUUUUUUUUUUUUGAAAUUAAAAGCAGCUGUGACAAAUGAUGUGAAAAAGAAAGCAAAUGGCAAGUGGUAAACUUGAUUGCAGGAGGUUGCAGAUUGAAGAAGUAGAACGGGAUUCAGUGUGAAGAUGUAGAAGGUGGGAUACAGAGAAAAAUGGUUCUGCCUUUGCAUGUGAGGUAUUAAGUUCUGAGCUGCCCCUGUAACAACAGGAAUCAAUCUCUGAGCUGUAAUAAGACAUAUCAUGACAACAUUAAUAAUUAUAAUCCAAAAAAGAGAGCAUUAGGAGUAGAAAGACAUGUAGUUCUGCUACUCUACUAAGCUAAGGUUUGAAUUCUGCACAUAAUUCUAAUCUGGUUGUUUGGAGAGGUGUGUGGUAGAGCUAGAAAAACCCAAAGGAGGAAUGUUUAAAGGUGCCCAAAGGCAACAGCAUCAGACCUGAGAGAAACUCUUCAGCCUGGAGGAGAGGUGGCUGAAGUAGAAUGAGAUAAGGACUUAUGAAAAUCACAAGUAGCAGAGAAAGCACCUACAGGUACUGAUCAUUUGGGAUUUGCCUUGUAGGGACUGAGGAUCAUCAAAUGAAAUGAAGAGAUGUCCUGUCCAGAACCAGUCAGAGCCUGUUCUUUGUUCUACAAGGUGCUGUGAGCUCUUGAUACUGUGGCAGCAGGAUUUUGUUUAUGUGAGGUUAGUUUGCAAUACUUCUGACAGCAACUGGACAAAAUAAGGCCUGUCAGGAAGUUUAACUGCAGCAACACAAGCUCUGGCUCAGAAACACGUCGAGCUACAACAUCUUGGAAGCUUGGAAAGUGUUUUGGAAUAAUAUGAUUACCCUUUUCCCAGGCAGGAUGCUGGUCUGUAAGUGACCCAGGAUGGUGGUUGUUGUGUGCCUGAAGAAUCCCAGUUGUCAGCUGGCUGACUUGCUUUUGACAUUCCUAAGUGUUCUGCUAAAUCUGAGGGGCAGGACUUGUUUUUCCUAUCAUGCUUCCUUUAAAUGUUCUAUAGUUUUGAUGUUAACCAUCAAAAAGCGCUGUACUUCCUAAAAGAUAAUCCACAACUUUGCUGUAGAUGUAAAGCAUCUUUAGUAGCAGACAGAUAAAAUGUGUGUUUGUAUCUUAGCUUCAUAAAAUUCCAUCAAGUUUAAUACAUUGGCUAGUCUAACCUCUCUUGAAGUAAUUUAACAAAAAUACUGUUUCUUCUAUUAUUCUGUCUUAAAAUAUCUGAACUGCUGAAUAAUAUCCAUUACAAACGUACUAAAUUACAUAAACAUUUUCAACCCAGCUCCACUUAAUUUAUUCACAUUUUUUUCUAUUCACUUGCUGUUAUCUUUCUUUGUAAUAAAACUGAUUUUAUUUCUACAUCAGCAAGUCAAACAGUGACUUUUUUGUAGCUAUACUUUUAGGAGUACUGAACCUUUUCAAAGCUGAAUUAAUUCUGCCAUAACCCAGAAAGUAUUUCCCAAAGACAUUAUUUCAGUGAUUACAUUCUUGACUUAAUCCUGAAUUCAGGUAUGUGAGGGUCCAGCACUGCAGUUAGAUUCAGAAAAGCAAAUGUGGUGACACAGUCUGAAACUGCAAAGCAGUCGACAGCACUGAGCUCGGAAUUCUCCCUCUGGAGAGGCUGGGGCUCGUGUUACCCUGGUCACUGAGCAGCUGCUGGGCCAGCACUGGUGAAUGGAGCCCCUUGUCUGCUUGGUGGAGCCAAUGACAAGGGUCUGGCUUUUGCCAACAGGAAGCAGUUCUGCAGCCGGAGCUAAGUUUAGCGCCAUGGAUUUGUUCCUCUGACUUCACAUUCCCACUGCCCCCCCAAAGGAAAUCAGCCCAGAGGGCUGAGAAGGAGGCCAGACAGCUAAACCUCUCUGAGCCCGGGCUCAGCUGAAUGUCAGGCACUUUCCACGUUGUUUUCCCUGGUACUGAAGUUCACAACACGGCAUGCAAUUUUUGGGCAAGUAUUCACGCUAAAGCUCGGCUUUUCUUGGAGGAAAGGAAACGUUUGUUUGUUUUCUAAGGCAAAUGUAUUUCAAAGGAGGCAAGAUCACAAGGGUAUUUUAGUCAAAUGAAGUAAAUAUUCUAAAAAGGAACCCUCUUCUUUGUUCAAGAGAAGAAAAUGGCUGUGGACGAUGGUUUGAACAGCACAUUGGAUGCUGACAAAUGAGGUUGACAGUUUUGUGAUUUAUUUUUAGCUGGAGAAUUUUUUUAAAAUCAGAAGUACUGUGUAGCCUUGGCAGUUGCUGCAUACUCGGUGUGGGUGGAUGGAACUGAGAAAUCGCAUCUGUGCUAACAAGCAUUUUGGGAUUCCAUUAAAAAAUUAAACUCAUGUACUGGAAACUGAAGCUGUACCAGCUCACCUGGGGAGCUCUGCCCUCCACAUAUCCUCCACAAGGUAAGCGGUGCUGCCUGUCCAAGGCACUUGUAAAAAUACUUGGGCCUCAAGAUGUGGCAUCAACUCAAAUUUGGGCUAUUAGAUUGACAUUUUCUUUCUCUCCUGAGAUGACAAGUCAAUGAGUUAAUCUCUACUCUCUUCUUCCAAGUUUUCCCUCUAACUAAGAAGAAAAUUCCAAAGGCAGCUGAGAAACAGUUUAAUGUGGUUGUUGAUCCAAGUGCUGAGUCUAAGGAAAGUACCUAAUACUGUAAGGCUUCUAGUAAGAUGUAAUUAUGUCACUGGGAAAGCAGCUUGGACAUUUAUAUCACGUUAGCUCCAAGGUCUGACCAGUUAGUGCUUUACAUCUGCAAAAUAAACCUCUCUCCAGCUAGACUUCGUGAGUGUGGGUAUUUCUGGCUUCUUCAGGGAUCAGCCGAGCCGUGAUUUCUCAAGUUGUGUUUUCACAGAAGAGCUCUUAGUCAAAUGUUGGUGUUAUACUGAAAUUAAGUAAGUACUCAUUUGAUUUGCUUACAAGUAGAUAAUAUCUGGCUUUGAUGUGGCCAGUAGUAGCAACUCCCCAGGAAUUCUGUUGCAGUGAAGUGUAAUCCCCAUUAAGCAACUUCUCUCCCAAGGUACUGAUUUAAAAAAGCACUAAAUGACUUGCUGUAAGCUGUCAUAUAUUUGGCCAUCCCACCUUUCCUGGAGCAGGACGGAGUGACCUAAUCCUCCUCACCCUUCACACUGAAGAGGUUUACUGGAACUUGGCAGGACAGAGGAAGAAUGUCAAACAGACUUUUGAUCUACAGUUUCCCAGUUACCUUUGAAAUCUGUGUCCCUUCAUAGCACUCUUCCCUAAAGCUGACAUUGUGGGAGUAGUUGUUGUCCACUGUGGGCAGCAUUCAGAGGAAGAGAGAUUGGAGCUUCAGCACUCAAUGGAAGGAGAGGCCCUGCACCGCCCCUACGGUUGUGAUGUCGAGCCCCAGGCACUGAACGAAGCCAUCAGAUGGAGCUCCAAGGAGAACCUGCUUGGAGCCACUGAGAGCGAUCCCAAUCUCUUUGUUGCACUUUACGAUUUUGUAGCAAGUGGUGACAACACACUCAGCAUCACCAAAGGUGAGAAGUUGCGAGUCCUGGGUUACAACCAGAAUGGUGAAUGGAGUGAGGUACGUUCGAAGAAUGGGCAGGGCUGGGUACCAAGCAACUACAUCACUCCAGUGAACAGCCUGGAGAAGCACUCGUGGUACCACGGGCCUGUGUCCCGCAGUGCAGCAGAGUAUCUGCUGAGCAGCCUCAUCAAUGGCAGCUUCCUGGUGCGGGAAAGCGAGAGCAGCCCAGGGCAGUUGUCCAUCUCGCUCAGGUACGAAGGACGUGUUUACCACUACAGGAUCAACACCACCUCGGAUGGGAAGGUCUAUGUGACAGCAGAAAGCCGUUUCAGCACCCUGGCAGAGCUCGUGCACCAUCACUCGACAGUGGCAGAUGGCCUGGUGACAACUCUGCAUUACCCAGCACCCAAGUGCAAUAAGCCCACCGUGUAUGGAGUGUCCCCCAUCCAUGACAAGUGGGAGAUGGAGCGCACUGACAUCACCAUGAAGCACAAGCUCGGGGGAGGGCAGUAUGGAGAGGUCUACGUGGGGGUCUGGAAAAAAUACAAUCUCACAGUGGCUGUGAAAACGUUAAAGGAAGACACCAUGGAGGUGGAAGAGUUCUUGAAAGAAGCUGCUGUGAUGAAGGAGAUCAAACACCCAAAUCUAGUGCAGUUGUUAGGUGUGUGCACCCUGGAGCCCCCCUUUUACAUUGUGACGGAGUACAUGCCCUACGGGAACCUGCUGGACUACCUGCGGGAGUGCAACCGCGAGGAGGUCAGCGCUGUUGUGCUGCUCUACAUGGCCACGCAGAUCUCCUCUGCCAUGGAGUACCUGGAGAAGAAGAACUUCAUCCACAGGGACCUGGCAGCACGGAACUGCUUAGUUGGAGAAAACCACGUGGUGAAGGUGGCUGACUUCGGCUUAAGUCGACUCAUGACUGGUGAUACCUACACAGCCCAUGCUGGGGCCAAGUUCCCAAUCAAAUGGACAGCUCCCGAGAGCCUGGCCUACAACACCUUUUCAAUCAAAUCAGAUGUGUGGGCCUUUGGGGUGCUGUUAUGGGAAAUUGCUACCUAUGGAAUGUCACCAUACCCAGGCAUUGACCUCUCUCAGGUGUAUGAUCUGCUGGAAAAAGGCUAUCGGAUGGAGCAGCCAGAGGGGUGCCCUCCCAAGGUGUAUGAACUGAUGAGGGCAUGCUGGAAGUGGAACCCACCAGACCGACCUUCCUUUGCUGAAACCCACCAGGCUUUUGAAACCAUGUUCCACGACUCGAGCAUCUCAGAGGAGGUAGCAGAGGAGCUUGGAAGAACAGCCUCAUCCUCAUCCAUAGUUCCUUAUCUGCCCCGCUUACCCAUGCUUCCCUCCAAGACGAGAACGCUGAAGAAACAGGCAGAGAACAAGGAGAACAUUGAAGGAGCACAGGACACUGUGGAGCACUCGGCGUCCAGCUCAGCACCAGGUUUCAUCAGAAGCACACAGCCGACAGGCGGGUCCCCCGCGCUGCCCCGCAAACAGAGGGACAAGUCCCCCAGCAGCCUCCUGGAGGAUGCCAAAGAGACCACGUUCACCAGGGACAGGAAAGGGGGCUUCUUCAGCUCCUUCAUGAAGAAGAGGAAUGCUCCCACGCCUCCCAAGCGCAGCAGUUCCUUCCGGGAGAUGGAGAACCAGCCCCAUAAGAAAUACGAGCUGACGGGUAACUUUUCCUCUGUUGCUUCCUUGCAGCACGUGGACGGGUUCUCCUUUGCUCCCGCGCAGCAGGACACGAGCCUGGCACCCCCCAAGUGCUAUGGAGGGGGCUUUGUGCAGAGGACCUUCUACAGCGAGGAGGGCACUGGGCCCAGCAGUGCUGGGGGUGUGAGCACUGGUGGAGGGUGGUCGGGCAUCACUGGCUUCUUUACGCCGCGCUUGAUUAAAAAGACGCUGGGUUUACGAGCAGGAAAACCCACUGGCAAUGAAGAAGCUUCAAAGCCUUUUCCAAGGUCAAACUCUACAUCUUCCAUGUCCUCAGGGCUUCCAGAGCAGGAUAGGAUGGCAAUGACCCUCCCCAGAAAUUCCCAGAGGUCAAAAAUUCAGCUGGAACGGACUGUGUCCACCUCCUCCCAGCCCGAUGAGAGCACAGGGAGGGCCAGUGACCUGAUUCCCAAAAGGUUUGAAGAAGGCCCUGCUUUGACCAGAGAGAGACCAAAAGCAAAGCUCUUGCCAAGGGGUGCCACAGCACUCCCUUUCCGAACUCCAUCUGCAUCAGAAGAAAAGGAGGGUCCAGGGCUAGUGGCAGCUCCUAAGGGCAAAGAAAAAAACAGUGGCCCACGACAAGGGGCCCUUGAGGAUGGCGAGAGGCCGGGGUGGUCAUCUCCGGUAAAGGCUGCAGCAAUACUUCCAACCACUCAUAACCACAAAGUGCCAGUCCUAAUCUCACCCACUCUAAAACACACUCCAGCAGACGUGCAGCUCAUUGGCACAGACUCUCAGGGUAAUAAAUUUAAGCUCUUAUCUGAGCAUCAGGUCACUUCUUCCGGCGACAGGGACCGGCCCAGACGGGUAAAACCAAAGUGUGCUCCACCUCCACCCCCGGUGAUGCGGCUCCUCCAGCAGCCAGCUACCUGCUCGGAUGCAGCAGAAGAGCUGAGCAGUGUGGCGGGAGUGCAGCACGGACUGGAAUCAAACGAAGGGAGUAAGAAGGCAGCAGCAGCAGCAGCAGCACCUGUUGGUGGAAAAUCUGGGAGGCCCGUGAUGCCUCCGCCUCAAGUGCCUCUGUCAUCGUCUUCCACCUCCCCAGUGAAAAUGGCCAAUGGCACGGCUGGCACCAAGGUAGCGCUGAGAAAGACCAAACAGGCGGCUGAGAAAAUCCCCGCAGACAAGAUCAGCAAGGAGGCGCUGCUGGAGUGCGCUGAUCUCCUCUCGAGUGCCAUCGCCGAGCCCACGCCUAACAGCCAGCUGGUGGACACGGGGCACCAGCUGCUGGAUUACUGCUCAGGCUACGUGGACUGCAUCCCGCACACGCGCAACAAAUUUGCCUUCCGGGAAGCCGUGAGCAAACUGGAACUCAGCCUGCAGGAGCUGCAGGUGUCCUCGACAGCUGCUGGCGUCCAUGGGGCAAACCCCGUCCUUAAUAACUUAUUGUCAUGUGUCCAAGAAAUCAGUGAUGUGGUGCAAAGGUAGCUACUGUCAGUCUGGGUAAGAGAAACACACACGGGGAGGGCGGGACUGUUUUUCUGUACUGAUGCUUUCAAAAGGAAAGACUGAUACUUGAGUAUGUGAAGUACCUCAGAUCACUGAGUUCUCCUCACGUUUACAGGUUCAUCUCAAAAAAUUGGGGAUGGAGAGGGUAGAUUAAAGCUGUAAGGGGCAGAACAUCAAGGAUCUGUCCCUACCUAGUCAGGCUGAUCUGCUUGGUAUGGCAAGGGAAAGAAAGUUCCUUCUCCUCCCCUAGAGAGGAAGGAGAACCGAUGGCAGGUUCUCCCUCUGGGCAGGACGGUGGUGACAGCCAGAGUCCUGGGGUGGCUGCAGCUUCCUGGCUGCACAGAUCCUGCCCUAGCUGCACUCACUGUGCUUUGCUGUCCUGACAAGGCCAAGGAAAGGCACUGGGGCUCUGCUGGUACCAGUGGCAGAGCAGCCAGAGCGGCUCCAGAGAGGAGUCGUGUGCAGCUGGGGGAAAGGUCUAAUGCACUGACAGUAUUCAGAGCUGCUGGAGGUGGAUGCACUGGUCUGGAUGGCUUGCCUUCCACAGCACUGUUGCUGCUGUAAUGAGAACUGCAAGAUUAGUUAAUAUAUGAAACUGUCCCUUUUCCCUCCUGUCCACCUCAUCCACCACAUUCUCAUCAUCAUUGUAUUGGAAGCGUCAGGGAUGCUGGGCAGACUUACCACUGGAAUUCCCCCUUCCCACCACACAGCCUUCACUCAGCUGAUACCUAUUUCUAGUGGUCUAGCACAGGUGCUGCUUGACGGUAAUUUUUGAGUAGUUUGGGGCUCUUGCACAACUUGCCAAUGUUGUUGUUGGGGUGGGUGGGUUAUUUCUUUUUUUAAGCUCUAGAUUGUUUUUAGCUUGUUACCAGGUUGACUCCCCAGUUCAGUUUGGUCACCAUGAGGACCCAUGGUAGAUAAGGCAGAGCCUCUCACCCCCUGGCUGUUCUCCACAUUCCUUUAGCAGUCAUAGCACUGCAGGGCCAGCUGGAGAACCAGGAAGUACAGCCCAGCCUGCCCACCACAGGCUGCAGGAUUCCCUGGACCUGUCCCUAACCCUUCACACUGCCAGAUUCUUGGGAUUUGUUCUGAUGCUUACCUGUCCCACAGGCUUCCAGCUUCCCUGCAUCUCAAGGUGAUAAAGUAUGGCAGCACACAGGGAAACACCACAGGCAUCUCCAUAUAUUUGUUCCCAUAUUUUAAAUGCUAGACCAGAAUCCUGCACUGUGGUGUAGGGAACGUGCACAUAAACUGUGCACUCCUCUGCCUGAGGUGUGGCAACAAAAGCUGUGGCUCUACCUUGAAAGGCUCCCACUGGGUUUCUAAUGCCUUCUAACCACCCCAGAAUGAGAGCAGCCUAGUGGUUGGCAUUGUCAUCCUUAGUCCUGGUGCUGUUUGCAGACUGUUGUGGCCUCAAAAAGCUGGUCUAUGUCUAUGCACAACUCCCCAAGGUGUGAAUGUACUGGCAAGUAGGAAGAGCUCAGUUGCUGGUUUGUGAGAGGAAAGGAAACAGGCCUGAAACCUGGCUCCAAAUACACCUUACCUGCAUGCUGCUGCUCACUUCACACUGCUGCUGAUAGAGGAUCUCGCUUGCUUUGCACCUUAAGUCUCUUUCUUUUUGGCUAAAACGCUUUUUAAACUUGUUUUUCAAGUGUGGCCAUGCUGCUUUUAGUCUGAGCAUUUAGAGUGGAGCUGUGGCACAGGUGUGACUUCAGAAGAUGGACACUUCCUUUUCUGUCUAGAAGCACAUGUUAGUGCUUGGAAGCAGGCUGAGUGUCUCAGCAAGUGUCCCUGUUUUUUCCACAGAGCAUAGCGAGACAGGCCUGGAAAAAUCUUUAGAAACGGGCUGGUGUCUGAGAAUCCUCAUUUCAUUACUGGUCCGAGCUAAGCAAAGUUGUUUCAAGGUUCGUGGAGGCACAGUAGAGGAGCAGCAUGGGAGGUACAAUGGACUUCUGUGAGCUUCUGUGGCCCAGGAAGUGAAGUGGUGGGGGAAAAAGAACCAAACAACCCCUUGUGCUGGCAAGUCCUGAUCGCCUGCAGCCCUCGGGGCUGUCCCAAGGCUCUUCCACAGGCAGAGUACCAACCCCUUAUCUCGUAGACUUUACUGAGGGCUUUUGUGGUUUACCUUAUCUCUUUCAGUCAUCUUCAUGGAAGGUGUGCAUCCAAACUAACUGCCUAAGGUGACCUGCAAAGGGAAGGUGGCUUGUGGCAUUGCUUCACACAGCCUGUCAAACAGUCAGAAGAAUUUAGAAGGUGAGGAGCUCUUUUUUCUUCAGGGCAGAAGGGCAGGUCUUGCCUACCAUGGCAGACCACCACAUGGUUCCAUCAUUGUACUGCUGCUCAGCCUGGGACAAAUGGGCUGGAACUGAGGGGAUUCCAGGGGAAAGGAAUUUUAAUGAGAACAUUUUAAAGCUUAGCCCAAUUCUGAUGAGUAUUGAUAAGUAUUUUGAAAGAAGGUUUUUUGUUUUUUUUUCCCUAAAUGCCAGUCUUCCAGAAAAACUACAGCAAAAGUGAUAGAAUAACAAUAUGGGAUUUCUAACUACUGGAACUCCCCUCUUGCAGCCCUUUCUGAAGAAAGCAGCUGUGUCCCAAUGAACACUGGCCAUCCCCACUUCCUUUCAGAUGCCCCAUUUUUUCCUUGCCUUCGCAGCAGAGAUGGGCAGGGGGACAAGGUAGCAUCCAACUGCUUUUCCAGAGUCACAGAAUGGCUGAGGUUGGAGGGACCUUUGGAGGUCACCUGGUCCAAACACUCUACCCAAGCAGGGCCACCAAGAGUCACCUGUGAGGACCACGUCCAGGCAGCUUUUGGGUGUCUCCAAGCACAGAGACUCUACAGCCUCUGUGCCCAGCACAGGAGCCCAUUUAGUUCUGACUCCUCCUGUGGUGCAAAAACAAAGGCCAGUGGAAUUUGGGGAUUUGCCUGUUGUCACUCUUAUGGAAAGUGUUUGCUCUGCUCUUAUCUAUCAUCUAACAUCAGGUAGGCAGAUUCUGCCAGAGGUGUUGACUUGACAGGGUUUUUUUCCUCCUAAAUUGAAGUCUGCAGAAUUGCUGGGACUUCUGCUGCCCUAAAGUGUUUUAUUCCCAAACUGCAAUGUUCCCCAGCCCUCUGGCAGAAUAGCAAAAGGAUGCUAUCUGGGAAAGAUGGUUCUGCUGUAAUUUGCCAUCCAGUUAUUCUUCCUUCCACAGCUACUUCUAAAACUUUCACCAUUUUCUCUCCCUUUAGCUAGGUCUGGCUUUCUCUUCAGCCUUAAGGGUCUCCACUGUGGCCAAUUCUCUGUUUUCAGCCUGGCACCAGAUGUGCAAAGAAAUGUGUGGGUGCUGAGACCCCAUUAUUUGUCCCAGAGAAGAGCCGUUCAUGUUCCAUGGUUUGGAGCAGGGGACAAGGCAUAAAUUCUGUUUUAAGAAACAGCACUCCUGAGCACUGUCAGGCAGCCAUGGGGGCAUGGCUGCAGCUGGGCUCUCUCACCUGCACUGCUAUGGGCCAGAAUUUUAAGCAGUUGUCCUUGCCAUGCAGAUGGCAUCCACAGGCCUGGCCCCACCAAGCACAAAGCACAGAGUGAGCUCAGGGGGGCACUUUCUCUUCCUACCACUGUGGGAAUUAGCUGACUCACCGGUGCAAUUCUCUCUUCUUCCUGCACUGUACAUCCUUCUUAAUCCCAAACUGGUGCACUUGAUUUAGUCAUGUUCUUCAUUAGUGUGGGUAGGGGCGAAGCUGAGCUAACAGUCUGGGUCUUGGCACUGCACCAAAUUUAGCCAGUGGGAAAGGGGAAUUGAAGGGAGCAGUGUUGCUGAUGCAGAACACAGCAGGGAGGGAGAGAGGAGGGCUGUGCUUGUCCUCUUCAGGACAUUUCUCCUGGAUGCCACUGGCCUUGUGUCUGUGAGACACAGCCAAACACAAGUGUUGACAUCUGUCAGGGUGCUUUUGCAGCAGUUGUGGGGCACAAACCCCACAGCGGAGACAGAGCAGGCCCUCUCCACCAGGCAGAGGUGUGGGUGGGUUACACUGUGCAGACACAGAGUAAUCCCAGCCCUCGUGUCCUACCACUUACCUGAGGCAGGCUUUUCCUCUGGGGCAUCCACAGCACUGACUGGCACGAGUGACUCCAGAGGAUGGUGGUUACAAAGCCAUCAUCAGCUGCUGCCUUCUCGUGUGACAGCUCAGCCCUGCUGCUCAUCAGGAGCCGGCAGGGACACUGAAAGGUUGCACGUGUGGAAACCUCCCAGGGCACUGUCCAGCACGGUGGGUGCUGGGCUUGUGCUGCAGAUCCCUGGAGUAUAGAACAGAGCCCUCAGCCCAUUCUCUGGUGGCAGGAACAGGAGGUUCUGGGACACUGACUUGUUUCUCACAGCUCCACGCUAAGCAAUGUCUGUACCAAAGGAGGUCGUUCUUCCCCAUGUGUCUGUUGUGCACAGGAGGUGGAGCCUGCUCGGCUCACAUGGCACUGUUUGUAGUGGUAGUGAACUCGUUGAGGGCAGGAAUGGAUUGAAAUGAAACACGUUAAUCACCAAUCACUCUUAGCAGUGUUGUCAACUGUUUUUGUUUUUUAAUUGUUAUUGUAAUAUAUUUUGGUUGUUUUUCUAAUUUAAUUCUCUCACUAUUGUCUGACUGUGAACUGCGAACAGUGUUAAACUUGAUGUAAAUAAGGCUCUUGGAAGGGCCUCUUUGCCUGUCGUUCCACAAAGUUUUGCCAAUUUGCAUUUUGUUUUAAAUAAAGGUUGCAAUAUUUUAUUGGCAAAAA